UUGCCCGUGCGCCCCCCGGAUCGGUCAGCCAGCCACGGACAAGCCCAGGCCGGACCUGUCAGCCUGCUGCUAACCCAUGGACGACUCCAUCGACGUGGUCGCCACAGGGGCCCAAAGCCCCACGUCCGAAGCGCCCAGCCAGGCGAGGACACCUCCGUCUCCCGCCCAGGGCGAGCCGGGCGCAAUAUCCCCGGGGCCAGCCGAAGGCCUGGGCUCCCCUUCGAGGAAAAAGGGGAAGAAGCCCUACUGCCGCCACGCUAAGCCGCCCUACACCUACUUGGGCAUGAUCGCGCUGGUCAUCCAGGGGUCGCCGCAGAAGCGGCUGACCUUAAGGCAGAUUAUCCUGGCCAUCAAGACCCUCUUCCCCGUCUUUAACGAGGGCUACCAGGGCUGGAAGGACUCGAUCCGCCACAACCUUUCCUCGAACAGCUGCUUCAGGAUGGAGCUCAAAAACAGCUCCAAACCGACUGCAAAGGGGAAUUAUUGGAUGGUGGACGUGGAGCGCAUCCCACCCGAAGCUCUAAAGCUGCAGAAUACGCCCCUCUCGCGUCAGGGACAGUUGGCUUUUGCCCCUGACCUUACCCCUUACGUGCUCCACGGCCGCCCCUACGCCACCCCUGACGGGACUGUUUCGCCAGCACCCCAACCGGCUCCAGAUGCCCCCAGGAUGGAAACCUCCAGACCGCCUCAGAGGAAAAGCUCCUUCACGAUCGAUUCCUUGCUGCACCAGUCGGACUCUGACUCUGAUACUGACUCGGAACCGCCAGGCGCUUCCCUUAAGUCAUCGCCUUGCUCCUGGGCGUCCCUGGAUAGCUGUGGCAAUUCCAUCUCCAGCCCUGAUCCGUCCUUGUCUUCCCCAUGGGACAGGGGCUGGCUGGGCUCAGACGCCCUCCCUGCAGUGGCUGCCCCUCCAGCCUGGGGCUCAGAAGGCUCUCUCCUUCCCCUGGCUUCUGUUGGCAGCCAGCAGACCCCUGUGACACCCUGGACCCACUUGUUCCCCUUCUACAGCAGUGGUGUGGCUCCCCGUUUGGGUGCCCCUUUGCCCCUCCAAGGCCUCUUGGCCUUCAUACCCCCAACAGCCCUGCCCUGCUGUGCGAGCCACCCCCCACACUCCACAAGGCCUGCCCACUGGGAGCCAGUGGUCCCGGCGGCGGCACCUCACUCGCCCACCCUGCAUCCAAGACACACAUUGUCCUACCUGGACCCCCGCAAUGCUCCCUCCUACGCCCUCCCACCUUGCUGUGCCCCCUGCCAGAUGCCACCAGGCCCAUCCCGCUACUAUCCCUUCUGAACAUCUUUUGCUGGAAGGGGCAGGCCCCCUUCCCACUCUCGCCCAUGCCUUGCCUUAUUUGUAUGGACUCUGU
Molecule: messenger RNA, 1364 nt
Organism: Rhineura floridana
Lineage: Eukaryota; Metazoa; Chordata; Lepidosauria; Squamata; Rhineuridae
Product: forkhead box protein H1-like
Exons: 3
Coding region: 77-1291 (404 amino acids)
Biological process (GO): regulation of DNA-templated transcription
Molecular function (GO): sequence-specific DNA binding; DNA-binding transcription factor activity
Source: RefSeq, a predicted model, not a curated record